AUGCCUCAAAACAUCUACGAUAACGGCAAGUUCUUUGCCGAAUACGCCGCCCUCGAUCGGUCAGUCAACGGCCUCGGCAGUGCCCCAGAAUGGCCGAGAAUGCAAUCCUACCUCCCGGACCUCAAGGGAUUAAGCGUAAUCGAUCUCGGAUGUGGUUUCGGAUGGUUUGCUCGAUGGGCUCGCAAGGCCGGAGCUGAAUUCGUCUGCGGAAUCGACAUCUCUCAAAACAUGCUCGACCGAGCGCAAGCCAUGACCGACGACCCGAACAUCAGAUAUGAACGAGGCGACAUGGACUCUAUGAUGCUUCCAGAGAGCUGCGAGAAUAGAUACGAAGUGGCUUUUAGCUCUCUUACGAUCCAUUACCUUGCUCACCUAGCAGACUUUGCCAAACAUGUACAUCGGAGCCUGAAGCGUGGAGGCUUGUUUGUCUUUUCCGUCGAGCAUCCAGUUUACACGGCACCGUCUCAUCCAGCCUUCAUAACGGACGAAGCCUCGGGGCGAGAGUAUUGGCCACUGGACAGCUACCACAAGGAGGGCGUGCGGUUGACGAAAUGGCUCAUCGAGGGAGUUGAGAAGCAUCAUCGCACGGUCGCAACCUACAUCAAUACCUUUCUACAAGCAGGCUUUGAGCUGACUGGGUUUGACGAGUGGCGCCCAACACCGGAGGAGCUGAAGACGUACCCUUACUCGGGGCAUCGGGUAUUGCAACGGCCGGUGUAUUUGGUGAUGGCGGUAAGGAAGAAGUAG
Molecule: messenger RNA, 747 nt
Organism: Fusarium keratoplasticum
Lineage: Eukaryota; Fungi; Ascomycota; Sordariomycetes; Hypocreales; Nectriaceae
Product: Methyltransf-11 domain-containing protein
Exons: 1
Coding region: 1-747 (248 amino acids)
Molecular function (GO): S-adenosylmethionine-dependent methyltransferase activity
Source: RefSeq, a predicted model, not a curated record